Molecule: messenger RNA, 3459 nt
Organism: Harmonia axyridis
Lineage: Eukaryota; Metazoa; Arthropoda; Insecta; Coleoptera; Coccinellidae
Exons: 2
Coding region: 1-3459 (1152 amino acids)
Biological process (GO): DNA integration
Molecular function (GO): nucleic acid binding
Source: RefSeq, a predicted model, not a curated record
AUGGGCCCAGGCUCAUCAUCUACUGUGUCUUCUCCAUCCCCUUCUCAGCCCAAAGUCCUUCUAUCAGAGGCCGCCUGCCAUGUUCCUUCGGACAAUACUGAUUCUUCUGAUGCUUCUGCCCGUAUCUCAUCAUCUGAUGUGAUAAGUUCUCCUGUCAUCACGGACCCUCUGAGCUCCCCGCGUCAUUCAGAUCAGGAACUUGUCAACAUCGUUCGGCGUUUUUGGGAACUCGAUAAAGUACCUGACGUGCUUCCUUUGACCCCUGCCGAGAAGGAGUGUGAAGUUCUGUAUCGCGCUGAAGUCACUCGUGACUCCACUGGCAGAUACACUGUUGGUUUGCCCUUCUCAUCUUAUCGUCUGGGUACCUCUGUCAAUGUGGCGACUAGGCAGUUUCUUCGAUUAGAAAAUCGUCUAGAAAAUAACCCUGAUCUUCGUGUCGCCUAUCAUGAGUUUAUGCGAGAUUAUCUCUCGAGUGGUCACAUGGAAUUGGUUCCUGAAUCAUUUGACCAUCCUCGAUAUGAACCUUAUUAUAUUCCUCAUCAUCCUGUACACCGUCCAGAUGAUCCUGCUACUAAAAUUCGAGUUGUCUUCAACGCCUCUUGCGCAUCUGCUAAUGGCAAAUCCCUCAACGAUCUUCUGCUUACCGGCCUGAAGCUGCAAGCGGACAUUUCCACUCUUCUGCUUCGUUUUCGUCUACAUCAAUUUGUUUUUACUGCCGAUAUCAGACAGAUGUAUCGACAGAUCCUGAUACGCCCUGAGCAGAGGGAUCUGAACACAGUCACCUAUGGAGUUUCCUCGGCUCCUUACCUAGCACUUAGAACCCUUCAUCAGCUAGCUUCGGACGACGGACUCAGAUUUCCUACGGCAAGGCAAGUCUUGCUGAAUGAGAUUUAUGUCGAUGACAUCUUGACCGGCUGUUCAUCCGAAUCUGAAGCUCUUGAAUUGCGAAAGCAGGUUCAAGACCUGCUCAUGGCGGGUGGUUUUGAGCUGCGUAAAUGGGCUACUAAUCAUCUUCCCCUGCUAGACGGUAUCCCAUCUGAUCAUCGUAGGGAAUCCUCCUCUAUUGACCCCCUUCUUCUUGACCGUGAACCAAGUCUCAAAAUUCUGGGACUUGGAUGGAAUCCUGCAUCUGAUCACUUCUUUUAUUCCGUCCGUUUAAACUCAACGACAGUCACCAAACGGAAUGUGCUGAGUCAGAUGGCUAGAAUCUUCGAUCCUUUGGGAUGGCUAACUCCAGUCACUUUCUUUGCCAAAAUCUUCUUUCGUCAGCUCUGUCUACUUCAUCUAGAAUGGGAUCAACCUCUCUCGAAUGAGAUUCAAAACCGGUGGUUGCAGUUUCAAUCCCAGCUUCCCACGUUGACAGAGCUUCACAUACCACGAUUCAUCCCUGCCGUUUCUUCUUCUGCUCAUCGCUUCAUCGGCUUCUGUGAUGCCUCUGAAUCCGGCUAUGCUGCAGUUGUUUAUCUAAGCACUCCUACAUCGUCCGGUCGAUUCCACGUGUCUCUUCUAGCGGCCAAAUCCAAAAUUUCUCCUUGUAAGGCAAUGUCCCUGCCUCGUCUAGAACUCUGCGGUGCCCAUCUUCUCGCAAAGCUCAUGCAUCAUUUGUCUACCCGCGUUUUACAGAAUCUCAGUGCUGACUAUUUUGCCUUUUGCGAUUCUUCUGUUGCCUUGUCGUGGAUCCGUGGUGAGAGUCACAGGUGGAAGACAUUUGUUGGCAAUCGAGUCGCUGAGAUACAGGAUUUGAUUCCUUCUAAUUGCUGGAGGCAUGUGAUAUCUGAAGACAAUCCAGCUGAUUGCGCCUCUCGAGGAUUGAUGCCCUCAGAUAUUCAUCACCACCCAUUGUGGUGGCGCGGUCCUCCUUGGUUGUCUCUCGACCCAUCCUCGUGGCCUCUUUCCUCUGUCGAUUCAUCUCAAACUGAACAGGUGGACGACGAAGCAAAGCCGAUCUCCUCCUUAAUGUUAGCGGCCAUCUCCAAUGAGCCCACCUUCAUAGAACGUUUCUCUUCGUAUCUUCGUCUCAAGCGCAUAACUGCCUUUUGUCGACGUUUCAUGGUAAAUGCUCGUCGUCCAUCUUUCCCUCGGUCAGGUUUCCUCUCCUCUAUUGAGCUUCAAGAAGCUGAAAUUUGUUUGAUACGUCUAGUUCAGUCUCUGCAUUUUGCUGAGGAGCUAGCUGAACUUAAAAAACCUUCUUCUCGUCAUCGGCUUGUCAUGAAACUCCAUCUCUUUCUCGACAAUCAUGAACUUAUACGUGUCGGUGGUCGCCUUUCAGCCUCCUUGCUACCUUAUAAACACAAACAUCCUGUUCUCCUACCCAAAAAUCAUCAUCUCACUCAUCUGAUCAUUGAUGAUGCCCAUUAUCGUCUACUUCACGCCGGUGCUUUAGCUACGCAUUCGUUCAUUCGUCGACGGUUCUGGAUCUUGGAUGGCUGCAACGUAGUUCGUAACCGUCUACGAAAAUGUAACCGAUGCUUCUCCUGCAAACCUCGUCCUCUCAUUCAGCCAAUGGGCAAUCUUCCGCCUGAGCGGUUAUCUUCUGCUAUGGCUUUUCUUACCACUGGCGUUGACUACGCCGGUCCAUUUUACGUGACGAGUGCGCGACUGCGCGGAGCCGUCAGCACCAAAGCAUAUCUAGUCGUCUUCAUCUGUUUCACUACUAAAGCGGUUCACCUAGAGUUAGCGUCUGAGCUAUCCACUUCAGCUUUCAUUGCUGCUUAUCGUCGCUUUGUUGCACGCCGAGGUCAUCCUUCUGUUAUCUUUUCGGAUAACGGCACCAACUUCGUGGGUGCGCAUAAUUACCUUCGUGACCUUGGCCGCUUAUUGGCUGCUCCACAACAUCAACAAAGUCUGUGUGAUGCCGCCUCUUCCUCUGGCACUGACUGGCGAUUCAUACCUCCUUCCAGCCCUCACUUUGGCGGCCUUUGGGAGGCUGCUGUCAAAUCUGCUAAGCAUCAUCUCACUCGCGUUAUCGGCGAGCAAAAACUCACGUACGAGGAGUUUCUCACCGUCUGUACUCAGGUGGAGGCAAUUCUCAACUCUCGUCCUCUGUAUCUCCCUUCGUCUGAUCCUUCUGAUUUUGAAGCUCUCAUACCAGGGCAUUUUUUGGUUUUUCGCUCCCUCACCGCUCCUCCUGAUAACGAUGUGAGUUCCGUAUCAGUAAACCGUCUGUCUCGCUGGCAACUAGUCCAACGAUUUCAGCAGGACUUCUGGAAGCGUUGGCGUACGGAGUACCUGCACACCUUGCAGCAACGUCACAAAUGGUUGCACCCAUCUACUUCUAUCCUUCCAGGUACCGUUGUCGUCAUUCGAGAUGACAAUCUUCCUCCUCUAAAGUGGUCUAUCGGUCGUAUAUCAUCUGUUUUUCCGGGAACUGAUUCCACAACCCGCGUUGCUGAUGUUGCCACUGCGUCUGGGACAAUUCGGCGACCAGUCGUUAAAUUGUGUCCUCUUCCAACUCAGUAG